Molecule: messenger RNA, 4002 nt
Organism: Onychomys torridus (southern grasshopper mouse)
Lineage: Eukaryota; Metazoa; Chordata; Mammalia; Rodentia; Cricetidae
Gene: Xiap
Product: X-linked inhibitor of apoptosis
Exons: 10
Coding region: 649-2139 (496 amino acids)
Cellular component (GO): nucleus; cytoplasm
Source: RefSeq, a predicted model, not a curated record
AGGUGACCUGUGCGCAUGUGCAGCCGCUGGGUCAGGCUCUGGCUUGGAGCUGGGGAAGGGGGUCGGGCUGCAUAAUGAGGAGGACUGGGUUUUUUUCUGGAUGCCCCCUUCCGGCUCCGGGAAGCGGUGGGACGUAGGUGCUCCCCCGAGCAGGCGCGACGCUAACCGAGGGCCACCCGGGCCCGAGCGGCCGCGGCCCGCCGCCCCGCGGAGUUGUGUUUUCCUGAUCCGGCUCGGGCUGCCCCUCCUCCGGGACCCUCCCCCUCGGGAACGGUCGCCCACGGCGGUUUGGACGGGCUUACUUGGCGCGGUUCCCGGGAUUGCCCCUGGAAGCCGAGUGUAGGGUGGCUGGCUUCAAGCCUUCGGGUCAGCCUCCUUAAACUUCGUGACACCUAAGACUCCAGAAUGCCAGGAUUACAGGCCACUAUAUCCACUUUUGAAGUCUCCUCUUCAAAGCUUCCCAGAGAGAUGCUCCCAUAGAAUGACAGAGCUUCACGUAUCUGGAAUGGGAUGAAUAAUUGAACGUCACAAAAUUUCUACCACUGUGAAAUAAGACUAGAUCUUUAAUUUUAUAUGUUUUGAUUAUCCCAAGAAAAGAAACAUUAUCUUAGGGAAGAAAAGGUGGACAAGUCUUAUUUUCAAGAGAAGAUGACUUUUAACAGUUUUGAAGGAUCUAGAACUUGUGUGCCUGCAGACACCAAUAAGGAUGAAGAAUUUGUAGAAGAGUUUACUAGAUUAAAAACGUUUGCUACCUUUCCGAGUAGUAGUCCUGUCUCAGCAUCAACAUUGGCACGAGCAGGGUUUCUUUACACUGGUGAAGGGGACACUGUGCAGUGCUUUAGUUGUCACGCGACAGUAGAUAGAUGGCAGUAUGGAGACUCAGCUGUUGGAAGACACAGGAAAAUAUCCCCAAAUUGCAGAUUUAUCAAUGGUUUUUAUUUUGAAAACAGUGCCACACAGUCUACAAAUCCUGGUAUCCAAAAUGGCCAGUACAAAGCUGAAAACUAUGUGGGAAACAGAAGUCAUCUUGCUCUUAACAGGCCAUCUGAGACUCAUGCAGAUUAUCUUCUGAGAACUGGACAGGUUGUAGAUAUUUCAGAUACCAUAUACCCAAGGAACCCUGCCAUGUGUAGUGAAGAAGCCAGACUGAAGUCAUUUCAGAACUGGCCAGACUAUGCCCAUUUAACCCCCAGAGAGUUAGCUAGUGCUGGCCUCUACUACACAGGGAUUGAUGAUCAAGUGCAGUGUUUUUGUUGUGGUGGAAAACUGAAAAAUUGGGAACCCUGUGAUCGUGCCUGGUCAGAACACAGGAGACACUUUCCUAAUUGCUUCUUUGUUUUGGGCCGGAAUGGUAAUGUUCGAAGUGAAUCUGAUGUGAGUUCUGAUAGGAAUUUCCCAAAUUCAACAAAUUCUCCAAGAAAUCCAGCCAUGGCAGAUUAUGAAGCACGGAUCAUUACUUUUGGAACCUGGAUAUACUCAGUUAACAAGGAGCAGCUUGCAAGAGCUGGAUUUUAUGCUUUAGGUGAAGGUGAUAAAGUGAAGUGCUUUCACUGUGGAGGAGGGCUCACAGAUUGGAAGCCAAGUGAAGACCCUUGGGAACAGCAUGCUAAGUGGUAUCCAGGGUGUAAAUAUCUGUUGGAUGAGAAGGGGCAAGAAUAUAUAAAUAAUAUUCAUUUAACCCAUUCACUUGGGGAAUCUUUGGUAAGAACUGCGGAAAAAACACCUUCACUAACUAAAAAAAUUGAUGAUGCCAUCUUCCAGAAUCCUAUGGUACAAGAAGCUAUACGAAUGGGAUUUAGUUUCCGGGACAUUAAGAGAACAAUGGAAGAAAAAAUCCAAACGUCUGGGAGCAGCUAUCUGUCACUUGAGGUUCUGAUUGCAGAUCUAGUGAGUGCUCAGAAAGAUACUGCACAGGAUGAGGCAAGCCAGACCUCAUUGCACAAAGACAUUAGUACUGAAGAGCAGCUAAGACGCCUGCAAGAAGAGAAGCUUUGCAAAAUCUGCAUGGAUAAAAAUAUUGCUGUAGUUUUUGUUCCUUGCGGACAUCUGGUCACUUGUAAACAAUGUGCCGAAGCAGUUGACAAAUGUCCCAUGUGCUACACAAUCAUUACGUUCAAGCAAAAAAUUUUUAUGUCUUAAUUCAGAGCCACAGUAGGCAUGUUAUGUUCUUCUUAUUCUAAUUGAAUGUGUGAUGUGAGCAAACUUUAAGUAAUCAGCAUUGCAUUCCAUUAGCAUCUGCUUCCAAGUGGAAACAAAUGUUACCAGCACUGUUGCAGUCUAAACUUUGAAUUUCUAGCUCUUUCAGGUUAUUAGCUAUAUUGUUUAUCCAAUUUUUUACUCAAUUGAAACCUCAGACAAAGAAGCAUUUAAUAUUGUAACUUUUCACCUUAUGUAUUUGUAGUACACUGACUUGAUUUCUGUGUGUAAGUGAAUUAAUUACCUGCGUUUUUCAUUCCUUUUGGAUAAGCUUAACAAAUGGAGUGUUCUGUAUAAGCAGGGAGAUUUGAGUUAAUCUACCCAAUCAUUUAAUUUGUUUAUUGUGAACAAGGAAUGAACUGUUCCACACUGGUGGGAGGAUAAACAUUGUCUUUAGAUGUUUGUUUCUGUAUUUUAUGAUUCUGUCUGUUUCCUUUCAAAAUUAUAAACGUACUUGUGUGAAUGAUUUUUUUCAAGUGAUUUUGCCAUCUCCCAAAAGGUAUUUAAUGGUAGACUACUAUGUAACCAGCAUAUACUAACAUGGAAAGACAACAAAGAUACAGUAAGUGUAAAAUACAAAUGGCAAAACACUAUGUAUAGUUUGAGCCAAAUCAAGGUGUGUGAAUUUUAUAUCUGUAUAGGACAAAAGAGAUUUGGAAAGAUAAGCAUCACACUCUUAAAUAUGUUUUUUUUUCUUGAGGGGGGUGGGGGCAUGGGUCUUAUAGGGGGAUUAUAGGAGCCCUUCUCUCUUUUUUUCAUUUUAUUCUGUUUGAAGUUUAUAUAGGUAUGUAUUACUUUUAUAUAAUCAGAAUUUUUAGAAAAUAUUUUACUGAUUUAAAGGCUUAGGCAUGUUCAGAUGUCUGCAAAACUACUUAUCACUCAGUUUUAGUUUUUCUGAUCCAAGAAGGCAGGCCAGUUAACCUUUCUGGUGCCAAUGUGAAGUUUAAAUAUUUUUGUUUUACCUGCUUUGUGGAUGAAAAAUAUUUCUGAGUGGUAGUUUUCUGACUGGUAGAUCAUGUCUUCUUAUCUUGUUUCAAAAUAAAUAUUUCUGAUUUUGUAAAAUGAAAUAUAAAAUAUGUCUCAGAUCUUCCAAUUAAUUAGUAAGGAUUCACCCUUAAUCCUUGCUAGUUUAAGCCUGCCUAAGUCACUUUACUAAAAGAUCUUUGUUAACCCAGUAUUUUAAACAUCUGUCUGCUUGUGUAGUCAAAGUAGAAGCAUGUUUGUAGACUGCUUGUAGUGUUAGUGACAGCUUUCCUUGUUGAGAUUCUCAUGUCAUCUUGUGUCUUAAAAGUUUCAUGUGAGUUUUUACUGUUAGGUGAAUUAAGAUGUAUAUAGUACAGAAUGUUAAGUCUCUGUUUUAUGUUUGUUUGUUUCUUGACUAGUAAUGGUAGUAAAUACUUUAAAAAUAUUUUCUCAAGAUCCUUAAAGCCUCUUGGAAAUAACAUACUGACAAGAGUAGUUGUUUAAAUAUUUUUUAACAACUUGUAUAAGAGUCAAUAUGAAUAAAAUCAAGCUAAAAUGCUUCAUAGAACACAGGAUUUACCUUAAAUGAUUAUCACGAUAGACCUCUUGUAAAGACUGGUCUAUUUUACUACAGUGAACAGUUUGGGAGUGAAACUGUUACAGUUUAGACUUUUUGUUGUAUUUUCUAAGAGAAAGAGUAUUGUUAGGUUCUCCUGACAUCUGUUGACUACUAUGGUAAGUGAGGUUAAUUGCAAAUUUAAAUAGAAAUUAACAGAAUUAAGUACAUGACUGCGCUCCCCACCCACCCACCCCCGUCUAUCUGUCUGUCUGUCUCUCUCUGUC